Fusarium venenatum is the source of this 1311-nucleotide messenger RNA. RefSeq names its product ketopantoate reductase PanE/ApbA C terminal-domain-containing protein. Lineage: Eukaryota; Fungi; Ascomycota; Sordariomycetes; Hypocreales; Nectriaceae. Gene Ontology annotation, molecular function: 2-dehydropantoate 2-reductase activity; NADP binding. Gene Ontology annotation, cellular component: mitochondrion; cytoplasm. The record is from RefSeq and is a predicted model, not a curated record.
AUGUAUUCUCAAAAGCCUUCGUGGCUGGAAGCAUGCUGCAGCGAUUCAAGACCAACACCGACAUUGUUUGCCUGGAAUGUGUCAAAUCUUGCCUCCUACGAUGGCUCCCAACUUUCAACAUAUACUGCUUCUGGUGAUUCCGAAAAGCGUAUUUAUAUUCUGGGAGUCGGUAACCUGGGUCGCCUCUUUGCAUCUUCACUCGCCCAAGCCCCGGAUAAGCCCCCGAUCACCCUGGUUGUGCAUAGAAAGGAGCUCCUAGAGCAAUGGGUAGAGAGUCAAGGCAUCGAAAUUUUACGAAAAGAUAAACUUGAAAAGAACAAAGACUUCGACAUUGAGUGGUGGACUGAAACUGAACCCGAGAUUGGCCCUAUACGAGAGGUUGCCGAGGGCGACAGGCUGAAGAACCUCAUAAUUACGACCAAAGCUUCGGCUGCGUUGCCUCAAGUCGACCGGGUACGAGGCUACCUGGAUCGGAACAGUACUGUGCUCUUUGUACAAAAUGGAAUGUCCAAAUUAUGGCCACCCCAUGGAUCAUCGUAUGUUUCCCAUCGCUAUCACAGUAGCCAUGAGCCCAACUACUUGGCUUGUGUUACAACGCAUGGCGUCACUUCACAAGGAACGUUCAAGAGUCUACAUGCCUCUCAGGCAGAUGUGGUUGUAGGGGCAGUUCUUCCGAAUUCCUUGUCGGUCGACAGGACGGCCUAUCUGGUAAAGCAGUUGCUGGAAGCGCCACACUUGGACGCCAGAUCGGUAUCCAGAGGAGAAUUAUGGAUAUUGCAAUUGGAGAAACUGGUGGUCAAUGCUAUAAUAAAUCCUCUAACAGCUAUCCUCGGGUGCAAGAACGGCGCUCUAUUUGGCGAGGACAAUGAGGUUCUUUCUCAAGUUAUUGACCAACUUUUAGACGAGGCAAGCCAAGUACUGCAACUUCUAGUGGCCCAUGAAAGCAGUGCAGAAAUCAUCAGACAACAGGAAAAACAACUAUCAGCAGAACCAGACGCGACUAUUGAUCUCUCGCCUAAAAGCUUGCACAGAAGAUUCUCUCACUCACAGCUGAAGGACAUGAUCUAUCAAGUGGGUCACAAGGUCAGGGACAACACAAGCUCCAUGCUGCAAGAUGUACGCGCCGGCAGAUCAACCGAGAUCAGGGACUUCAACGGCUGGCUAGUCGAGAUGGCAGCCUUUCUGGAUCCAGAGCUGGACGUUACAUGCCAUGCUACCUUGGUCGAGCUGGUGGAGGCUGGCCGUACCCUAGAUGUGGAUCAACUCGGAAACCACUUCAGCUGUUCCGUGACGGAUACAGGGAAAUCAUGA